AAUUUUUUUUUCUAUUGUUAAUUAAGGUUUUUUUCGUAGCAAUUAACUGAUUGUAUUUUGUUAUUUUUGGUUAUGGAAUUACUUGUAUGGCCUGGUGAUCAUGGAUUACCCUCUAUGGAUCUUACUUCAAUUCAAAUGAUGGCUUAUUGUAAAUUUGCUGGUGCUCCUGUUAAAGUUAAUUACUUGAAUAGAAGUUGGAAUAUUUUUAAUCAUAUUCCAUUAUUUACUCAUGGAUUUAAUGUGAAAUUAAAUUGUCUCAAUGAUUUGGUUGCUCAUCUACAACGUCAGAAUUACAAUUGUGAUCAAAAGUUAACAAAAUCAUCUCCGAUUGAUGUUCAAGCUUAUAUGUCAAUUAUCAGUCAGAAACUUGAACCUGCUCUUACUUAUCUCUAUUGGGGUCAUGAAGGAAAUUAUCUAAGUUUAACUAGACCUUGGUAUGCAAAGAGAUUACCUUUCCCGGCGAGUUGGAUAUUACCUGAUCGGUAUCAAAAUACCAAUAGAGAGAAAUUGAUUGUUCUGAUCGGUGAUCAAGAAAAAUGGCCUGAAAAGGAGAAACAAUUAAUCGAUGAGGCGGAAAAAUGUUUAACUUUACUUUCUCAGAAACUUGGUGAUCAGAAAUACUUUUUCGGAGAAUCACCGACCAUUUUUGACGCUUAUGUUUACGGUUAUUUGGCAAUUUGUACAAUACCCUUUCCACAUUUAAAUCCACUAAGAAAUUCACUUAACAAUUUAACUAAUCUACUAGAUUAUGUUACAAGGAUUAAGCGAUCAUAUUUUCCAGAUACAAAUGAAGCAACCGAAGGAAAAAUCAAAUCGGAUGACAACGAGUUCCCAAAUAAACGCCUUGAUAUAACACUUUCUGCGCUUUUCGCUGCCACCGUCAUGUUAACUUAUGCGUAUUUACACUUGCGACAUUUCAAGAAAUAUCAAUGAUGCAUUUUGUACACAAACACAUCUAUGGGUGACCUUUGUUGCUUUAAGAAGAGGAGAUCAUAAUGUAGAUUAGAGAUAAACAAUAUUGUCAAAUUAUCGUUAAAUAACAAAAUAACAUCAUGGAUGUUGAAAGAAAACACCAA
Molecule: messenger RNA, 1076 nt
Organism: Panonychus citri (citrus red mite)
Lineage: Eukaryota; Metazoa; Arthropoda; Arachnida; Trombidiformes; Tetranychidae
Product: metaxin-1-like
Exons: 5
Coding region: 73-933 (286 amino acids)
Biological process (GO): mitochondrion organization
Cellular component (GO): SAM complex
Source: RefSeq, a predicted model, not a curated record